AGGGAAGCCCGGGAGUCAACAGUAAAUCAGGCGAGCUGUAAAAUUAACCUUUUUGGAGUGGAGCUGCAGUUGUUGCCUUAAAAAAAAGAGAUCAGCAAUUGAAGGUUGUGUCAGUUUCACAGUUUUCGAAGCCAAACUCAGAUUCUUCAGAGGCUUUUCCUGAUGGAAUCCAAUAUCACCGCCUCCACCCAGCCGCCCUCCUCUUCUCUGCCCAUCAGCCACCAGGUCGGCAUCGCCAUCCUUGCCCUGGCCUUCUUGCUGGGCUUCCCCGGGAACCUGUUUGUGGUCUGGUCGGUGUUCUGCCGGGUGAAGAAGCGCUCGGUGACCUGCUUGCUGGUGCUGAACCUGGCUAUGGCGGACGCCUUCGUGCUGCUCAGCGCCCCCCUUUUCAUGCGCUACCUGGCCGGAGGCCGCGGCUGGGAGUUUGGCUCGGCGGCGUGCAAGCUGGUGCAUUACCUGUCCAGUGUGAACAUGUACGUGUCCAUUUACCUCAUCUGCCUGAUGAGCAUGGACCGCUGGCUGGCCGUGUCAAGGCCCUUUCUGUCGCAGAGGAUGAGAACCAAGCGCUCCCUGCUGGGUCUGCUGCUGGGGGUCUGGGUGCUGGCGUUCCUCCUGUCACUGCCGAUGCCUUUCUACCGCAGUAAUCUCCUGAAAAGAAACAAUUUGACUUAUUGCCUACCGCACUGGGGAAACGUGGGCCACCGGGUCUUCCAGUACCUGUUUGAGACCAUCAUGGCCUGCCUGGUGCCCUUCUCCCUCAUCAACACCUGCUACUCCUCCGUCAUCUGCCGGCUGCAAAGCGCCAAGUUCCAGCGCAGAGGGCAAGGGAGCCGCCUCAUCCUGAUGAUCAUCAGUGCCUUCGCAGUGUUCUGGCUGCCCUAUCACAUCGUCAACAUCAUAGAGGUGGUGGGUCUGCUGCAGAUUAGCGAAUCGGUGAUCGGCGCGGCCACUACAGCUCGUCCGAACGUCACGGCCUUUGCCUACUUCAGCAGCGCCGUCAACCCCAUUCUCUACGUGUUCGCCGGCAGCUCCCACAUCCGCAAGGCCGGCCUCAGCUUCAUGGGCAAGCUCUUCGAGGCCACCAACUCGGAGAGCCGGAGCACGUCCAUCUUCACCCGUAGCAGCCGCUCCAGCCGCAGCGCAUCUUCACCCGACGAGAGCACUGUCCUGCAAACGCUGUCGACCAAACUGGGGAGGCCUUUCAAGGGCAAGAGCAAGGACCGGAGUGGCAGUGUGGCGGGCAAAGAGGACGACGGGCCUGAACUCAAGACUCUGACCAGUGUUCAGCAGAAAGAGUAGCGCUUAAGCUCCAAAGCCAAGCUGUUUUCCUUGGACUACUUUUCUUAAUUAAUUGAUUAGACACAGACUCGUGAUCCCCAGAGGAUGCAUCCUAAUGACUUUGCCACCAGAGGCUCAAAGUUUUCCCUUAUUCAAAUACAUCUAAAAGCAUAUAUUUGAUUGAUUGGCACUUAUUUUGUACACACAUUCAUGAUCCCCAGAGGAUGAAUCAUAAGGACUUUGCCACCAGAUGGUAAACAUUUUUACUUAUUCAAUGAAAAUCUAAAAACAUAGAUUUGAGGGAUUGGCACUUAUUUAUGUUCCCCAGAGGAUGAACCCUAAUGACUUUGCCACCAGAGGGUCAACGUUUUCACUUAUUCAAUGAAAUCUAAAAACAUAUAUUUGAUGGAUUGUCACUUAUUUCAUACACAGAUUAAUGUUCCCCAAAGGAUGAAUCGCAAUGGUUUGUGUGAACCCAGCUUCUCGUAGUGCCACUUUGAGUUUGGCAUUUGUGGUUUUGAGUGAAAUGCCUCGAAAACUAUUUCAUCGAUUGGCGUGAAAUGUGGCACACAUAUUUAUGUUAAUGACCAAAUACCUGCAGUACAAAUACCUUGACAUUCCCAUCAGCCUUAGCUGUACUUUGUGUCUACUGCUAAUUAUUGAGCAUGCGAACACGCUAAAGUAGAAUGGUGCAUGUAGCUCAAUGCACCACUGUUCCUCAGUAUAAAGCCCCAGAGAGCUGCUAGCAUGGCUUUGUAGAAAAAAGGACUGUUUACUUUCAAAGCAUUACCGAGAAAACAUUCUUACUUGUCUUUGCUUGUUUUUCUUAUCAAAGCAGUGUUGAUCCAGAAAUGUACAAAGUCAUUUGUUUGCAUAUUUUAUAUGAUUUUUUUGUCAUGUCCUUUUAGCAUUUAAAACCCUUUUUUAUUUUUUACAUAUUAUUAAUAAUGAUUCAUGUAUUUUUUGUGUAUGUAAAUUAUCAAAUAUAUUCUAUAUGUCUGGGAAUUGCUUUCUUUUUUUUUUUACAUUUAUAAAACAAAAGACAACAUAU
Anoplopoma fimbria (sablefish) is the source of this 2329-nucleotide messenger RNA. RefSeq names its product leukotriene B4 receptor (gene ltb4r). Gene Ontology annotation, biological process: complement receptor mediated signaling pathway; positive regulation of cytosolic calcium ion concentration; phospholipase C-activating G protein-coupled receptor signaling pathway. Bases 163 to 1299 code for a protein of 378 amino acids. The record is from RefSeq and is a predicted model, not a curated record. Lineage: Eukaryota; Metazoa; Chordata; Actinopteri; Perciformes; Anoplopomatidae. Gene Ontology annotation, molecular function: leukotriene receptor activity; complement receptor activity. Gene Ontology annotation, cellular component: plasma membrane. The transcript has 4 exons.